UCGACCGGCCGCGCCUGGGGCUUCCGCUGUCGCGUUGGCCGAGGCGGGGCGGGGCCGGCGCGUGCGCAGAGGCUGCGGGGCCGCGGGGCGGGGGGCGCUGACGGGACCCCGCCGCCGCCGCCAUGACCAACGUGUACUCGCUGGACGGGCUGCUGGUCUUCGGGCUGCUCUUGGUGUGCACCUGCGCCUACCUGCGCAAAGUGCCGCGCCUCAAGGCCUGGCUGCUCUCAGAGAAGCGCGGCGUCUGGGGCGUCUUCUACAAGGCCGCCGUCAUUGGCACCCGGCUCCACGCCGCCGUGGCCGUGGCCUGCGUCCUCAUGGCUUUCUACGUGCUCGCGGUGAAGUGACGGCGGAGCAGGCAGCGGCGCCCUCGCCACCUGCACGCCCUCGCCGCCCCGCGCAGGAGCGGCCCGUCUCAUCCCCGUCAGCGCGCCGAUGGACAGCGCGGGGCCGCGCGUUGGCUCUCGCGGAGGGAGACCCCCGGCCCGGCGCCCCUCGAGGAGGCAGCACGCGGCGCCAGGCCCGGCGAGCGCCUCGGCGAGGAGGGACGCUCCGGUUUGACGUAUGGGAUUUCUUGGCUGUGCCGGGAGCGCGUGCUGUCCCUCGGCGGGGGGACGCGCCUGUCCCCCUCUGCAGUUGCUGGUUUUUAACCCUGUUUACAAACUCUGGAGCCCAAUGUGCAAAUAAAAUGGGGGUUUCACUGC
This is a messenger RNA of Dromaius novaehollandiae (emu), 704 nucleotides long. RefSeq names its product transmembrane protein 167B (gene TMEM167B). The record is from RefSeq and is a predicted model, not a curated record. The transcript is spliced from 3 exons. Bases 123 to 347 code for a protein of 74 amino acids. Lineage: Eukaryota; Metazoa; Chordata; Aves; Casuariiformes; Dromaiidae.